Molecule: messenger RNA, 1659 nt
Organism: Penicillium manginii
Lineage: Eukaryota; Fungi; Ascomycota; Eurotiomycetes; Eurotiales; Aspergillaceae
Product: glycoside hydrolase family 43 protein
Exons: 4
Coding region: 1-1659 (552 amino acids)
Biological process (GO): carbohydrate metabolic process
Molecular function (GO): hydrolase activity, hydrolyzing O-glycosyl compounds
Source: RefSeq, a predicted model, not a curated record
AUGUCUUCCAGCGGAGCCUUCAACAACCCCAUCAUUCCCGGAUUCAACCCGGAUCCUUCAAUCUGUCGGGUGAAUGACGAUUACUUCCUAGUAACUUCAACGUUUGAGUACUAUCCUGGAAUUCCGGUCUACCACAGCAAAGAUCUUCUGAAAUGGGAUCUUAUCGGUCAUGUCAUCACCAGGCAUUCGCAAAUUAAUAUGCGAACGACCGAACCAUCAGGUGGACUCUGGGCGCCGUCAAUUCGUUAUCACGAAGGAAAAUUCUAUGUUUCUCUAGGAUGCACUCAUCGCUUCCGCCCAAAAGAAUGGGAUAUUGUCAUCCCUCGUGGUUUCUAUGUGACCACCACAAAUAUCUGGGACUCGUCUUCUUGGUCCGAUCCAACCUUCUUCGACGUCCCUGGAAUUGACCAAGAUCUUUUCUUCGAUGACGAUGGUAAGGUGUAUUUUUCUGCGGUCAACAUGAUCACCGACCCGAGAGUGAAAAAGCACGGUCUUGGAUUAGCCACAUUCACCGCGGAAAUUGAUCUCGCCACUGGACGGUGCCUGGGGCCAGCCAAGUGGAAUAGAUUGUCCAACUUCGGCCUUGGCAUUGCCGAGGGUCCUCACAUCUUCAAAAAGGAUGGCUACUACUACCUGAGUACGGCCGAGGGCGGCACCGAUGAAGGUCACCAGCAAUGGAUUUUCCGCAGUACCACGGGACCGUUUGGACCGUGGGAGGAAGGUCCCCAGGGGACUGUCAAUCCCGUGAUUUUCAACGGUAAUGAUCCUUCAAUCCGAAACACGGGACAUUUGGAUUUCAUCGAAACUCCAGACAGCAAGUGGUUUGCCGUGUUCUUGGGAGUUCGGCCUCAAGGUGAACAGACCGAACUGAUCUCACAACUUGGUCGCGAAACCUUCAUGAGUCCCGUUGAAUGGAUUGAUGGCUGGCCAAUUGUCAACGGUCGCCAACCCAUCAGUCUCCAAAUGCAGGCAGAGGGUAUGCAACUUCUCGCGCAGCCAGAGGUCUGGAGGGACGAGUUUCAAGAUUCAACACUCCAGCUUGGCUGGUAUCACCUCCGAACGCCCUUGAAGAAGGAUUAUUCUUUGACGGAACGACCGGGGUCAUUAAGUUUGUAUGGGAAUGCGUAUCGUAUCGACGAUCCUGAAUGUCCGUCUAUGCUACUACAGAAGCAGACUGGAUUCUCUGGUGACUGGAGUGUCAAGUUUAAUUUCGCACCCACAGAGGCUGGCCAUGAAGCUGGAACAGCUAUCUGGUGGUCUCAAUAUGCCCACGCUUCGAUCGGACUCCGAAAACCAUUUGACGAGGACAAGUGCGGACUGGAGAUGGUAUCACGUUGUUACGAUGAGAUUGAAGAUCAGUUUAAGGAACUUACACAUCAAUUACCACUGGAAUGUGGGGAUAUUGAACUUGUCAUCCGUGCCUCUCCUACCCGAUACGAGCUCUUCUUCUCAGUGCAGCAGGGCGAAUCCACUCCUUCAGAGCCCGUCAAAUUGGGUGAAAUAUCCAGCAAGGCAUUGACGCACCGUCGGUCUGGGAAGGAAUCCCCUAAUACCGGGUCGCAUUUCGCAAUUUAUGCUCAGGGUGCUUACGGGAAACCAUGCUUUGAGCCCGCACACUUUGAGUUUGCGGAGUGGAAGUCUGUCCCUGGGAGAGAAUAA